AUGGGAGCUAUCUCGAAAGGCACUGAUCCGUUUCUGUCGUUGAGCAUGUGUAAUGCAACUAUCAAAGUCCCGCCCAGCUUGUUGUUCCAAGUUGGAACACUUCAACGUGUUGAUACAGAUGAGGGCAUUGUUGCUGGUGGCGAUAAACCUUCUAAUCUUAAAAUAUCGGGAGAGAAACUUGAAGAUAUACACAUCAGGCUGCGGACUAAUUCGUCCGGCCAAUCGUGGAACAUUGUUGCUCCAAACCUUACAUAUUUGGAAUGGAUUGGGAACACAAUCAAUCACCAGCUGGGGAAAUUAUUGCAUUUGGAAAAAGGCGAGAUUUGUCUGGUUGCUGAUCACAAUAGCUUUGGCAAGGUGUUUGAGGUUUUUCGGAGCGGGCCAAUGCCAUUAGAUGAUGUUUCUUAUUUGUGUAUCACCAUUGGAAGCUUUAAGGAUCACUUAGCCCCUGAAUUAGCUUAUCUUUUUAGGAGAAUGCCUAACUUGAGUACUUUGCGCAUGAAGUGCAAUCCACUGCCCGAAUCCCACAUAACAGAGGAUCAUUCAGGGCAGGGGAGAUGCAUAAGCUGCCUAGACAGAGUGUUGGAGUUCAUAUUACCUAAGAGGAGAAGGAGGACGGUAGACAGAUUUAGUGAUCUUCCAGAGGGAGUUGCUCAUUACAUUCUUUAA
Messenger RNA from Prunus armeniaca (apricot), 669 nucleotides. The record is from the annotation of a GenBank genome assembly. Lineage: Eukaryota; Viridiplantae; Streptophyta; Magnoliopsida; Rosales; Rosaceae.